AUGUCCUCCUCCGCCGUCUCCCCUCUCCUUCAUCCGCCGCCGCCUCCACCGUCGAUCUCAAUCUCGAGCUUUUAUCUCACCGGUCUCGGCAUCGGCAACUUGGUCUUCAUAAGCUUCUCCGUAUUUUCCCUCCUCUCCUCCUUCGUCUUCUUCUCCUGCGUCUUCUUCCGCCGCCGACGCCGCCGCCUACGUCGCCGCACCUCCGCGGCUGUAUCCACCGAAGAAAGCGACAUUAUCUCCCCCCGCGUGAUAUUCGUCGCGGAAGACGACGACGAUGACCAUGACCUUGAGGAAAGCGUCGUCCCAAGGUUCGAUCAGUCCGUCAUCAACUCCUACCCUAAAUUCCAGUUCUCGAAGGAACCGGAGGGCGGAGGAUGUACCACGUGUUCGAUCUGUCUAUGCGAGUACAAGGAAGCGGAGAUGCUGAGGAUGAUGCCGGAGUGCAAACACAGUUUCCACUUGUGUUGUCUCGACGUGUGGCUUAAACUCAAAAGAUCUUGCCCUGUCUGCCGGAACUCGCCGCUUCCGACACCGCAAUCAACGCCGUCAUCGGAGGUUGUGCCGUUUGGCAGAAUGCCGCCGAUCGGAGAGUUACUCCACUAUGAUUAUACAUAA
This is a messenger RNA of Tarenaya hassleriana, 615 nucleotides long. Its product is annotated as RING-H2 finger protein ATL67. Gene Ontology annotation, molecular function: transferase activity. Bases 1 to 615 code for a protein of 204 amino acids. The transcript has a single exon. Gene Ontology annotation, biological process: protein ubiquitination. The record is from RefSeq and is a predicted model, not a curated record. NCBI's taxonomy places the organism in Eukaryota, Viridiplantae, Streptophyta, Magnoliopsida, Brassicales, Cleomaceae.